CUUCCGUGUUUACGACAGUCUGUGAGCUGGUGUUCAUUUACGGCAGGCAUUGCAGGCACGUGUGUUUCCAGAGUCAACAGCGUGCUCAUUGAUAGUCGUCUAGCCAAUCAUUUUAAAGGAUCUCUGUCAUGUCAUUCCGCGGGGGUGGUGGUCGAGGAGGCGGUCGUGGCGGUGGUUUUAACAGAGGUGGUGGUCGUGGAGGCGGAUUUGGAGGGGGUCGAGGUGGGUUUCACAGAAAUCAAGACUUCGGCCCACCGGAAUAUGUUGUCGCUUUGGGAGAGUUCAUGCACCCCUGUGAGGAUGAUAUUGUCUGUAAAUGUGUGACGGAGGACAACAAGGUGCCCUACUUCAACGCUCCUGUAUAUCUGGAAAACAAAGAGCAAAUUGGAAAAGUGGACGAGAUCUUUGGGCAGCUUCGUGAAUUUUAUUUUUCAGUCAAACUUUCUGAAAAUAUGAAGGCAUCCUCCUUCAAGAAGUUACAGAAGUUCUUCAUUGAUCCUAUGAAGCUGUUGCCCCUCCAGAGAUUCCUCCCGAGGCCUCCAGGUGAAAAGGGGCCUCCCCGCGGAGGUAGAGGAGGAGGAAGAGGUGGGAGAGGAGGUGGCUUUCGUGGAGGUCGAGGUGGCAAUGGUGGUGGUCGUGGAGGAUUUGGUGGUCGUGGAGGAUUUGGUGGUCGUGGAGGAUUUGGUGGACGUGGAGGAUUUGGUGGAGGUGGAGGUGGUGGAGGAUUCCGAGGAGGCAGAGGUGGAGGCGGUGGACGUGGAUUCAGAGGUGGAAGAUGAUGAAGGUCUCACAGUAUGGGAUGUGUCCUUUCUUCUGCUGGGGAGACUUCCAGUGAGAAGCCCGAAUCAGCAUUUGGACUGUUAAUUGAUGCCUCUCUUGUACAGCUUAACUUUUUAUUUCGUUUUGUACCAUAUGUGUAUUUUUAUGCAGUAGAAUUUUUUUUAUUUGGUUUACUAAUAGGACUGAUGUUUUAAGUUACCACAUCCCUGUGUACAAAGAGGGAAGGUGUCUCCAUAACCUUGGUUUGCAUCCACUGACGGUUGGACCAGAAAAGACUUGAACAACAUCAAGGUUAUGUAGUGUGACAAAACAGUAAAGCCAGCUCCACAGAUACUGAUAAUAAUAAUGUAAAAAAAUAAAUAAUUCAUUGUUGGAUUAUAAUGGAUUAUUUGCAUUUACAUAAUUGCAAUUUGUUUCAUUUGAACUCCAGAUGCCACCGUGGAUUUACAAAAUAAAAUCAAUGGUAUAUUUACUGUA
This is a messenger RNA of Cyprinus carpio (common carp), 1257 nucleotides long. Its product is annotated as H/ACA ribonucleoprotein complex subunit 1-like. Gene Ontology annotation, molecular function: box H/ACA snoRNA binding. The record is from RefSeq and is a predicted model, not a curated record. Gene Ontology annotation, cellular component: box H/ACA snoRNP complex. NCBI's taxonomy places the organism in Eukaryota, Metazoa, Chordata, Actinopteri, Cypriniformes, Cyprinidae. Gene Ontology annotation, biological process: snoRNA guided rRNA pseudouridine synthesis; ribosome biogenesis.